GCAUCAUCCAUCAUAACCAUUGUGUCUUGUCUUAUCGUAUGUCCUCGUGCGAGUAUAUAAAACUCUCCGGUAUGACAAAACUUUGCACAUUUCUCUCCCAAAACUUGAUAAUCAUGAGGACGGCACUUUUACUGAGUUUGGUUUGCGCCUUGGCCGCUGCCGCGCCAAGACCAAAAACCACCCCAUAUGUCUUUCCGGGUCUGAAUACUGGUAAAAUCGUCGGUGGCAUAGAAGCUGGCCGUCACGAGUUCAAGUUUUUGGUCGACAUGCGACGAGGCAGUCACUACUGUGCUGGUUCCAUCAUUUCGCCAGACUGGGUAGUUACGGCGGCUCAUUGUUCUCAAAGUGCCCCCAGUGGUUACACCCUCACCGCGGGGGAUCACAACAUCAACGUGGUUGAAGGCACGGAACAAACGCGACAAGUUGUCCAGAUUAUUAAUCAUCCAAAUUACGGAUCACCAAGGCAAUACGAAAAUGAUAUCGCUUUGAUGAAAGUUUCGCCACCGUUCGAAUUCAACGAGUAUGUCCAAGCCGUCGUUAUUCCCGAUGUUAACUUUGCUCCAACAGCCGUUGCCACCGUUACCGGCUGGGGUGCCCUUACCGAAGGGGGUUCAUCUCCAUCAAACUUGAUGAAGGUUGAUGUCCCACACGUGGAUGAUGAGACCUGUGACAGAAAUUAUAACGGGGGCAUCGCUCCAUCCAUGGUUUGCUAUGGUGAAGGUGGAAAGGACUCGUGCCAAGGAGAUUCCGGCGGCCCAAUUGUUUGCGGGGCUGACCAAACUUUGUGCGGAAUUGUUUCAUGGGGUCAGGGUUGUGCUCGGCCAAAUUACCCCGGCGUGUAUACUGAGACGUCCUAUUUUGCUGAAUGGAUCCGAGGCUCGACCAUCCCCACGGAUGAAGACCCCACUCCAGUCGAAUCCAUUACCUCGUGUGGUGGCCGAAUUGACGCGUCCUCCGCCGAAAUAACGUACCAACUUGGCUCGUCCAUCCGUGCUGAUCAGAAGUGCGUCUGGAUCGUAAAAGCCCCUUACGAUUCUCUCAGAUUCCGACUUUCCAGCUCUGGCCUUGGUGAAGGCGACGGAAUUUAUUUGACAAACUUUGCCAAUUCUCAACCUGGCACGCAGCAGCGAAUGACCACCGUCGGCCAAAACUACACGGUCACUUCUGGCUUUGUCCUCGUCACCCUAAAUGUUGGAAACGCACCAACUCGUGGCUUCCGGUUGGAAUUUUUCUCCUCCGGCUUUGCCGAUGCUACUCGCGACUUUACCGGUUUCGCCAGUCUAAACACGAACAGCGGAAACUUUUCUUACCCAAUCGGCGGCGGAUCUUAUUUGAAUAACGAGAACGCCCUUUUUGUCAUCAAUCCAAUCGUUCCAGCCAUGAGGACCUUAAUGUUCACCAGAAUGAAUGUCGAAAAUGAUUCCACCUGCUCGUAUGAUGCGGUUACAAUCUAUAACUGGUUUGGUAAUCAGUACAUCCAAGUCGCAAAACGGUGCGGAACCACACUGCCUCCAUCGACCACGUUUGAGAGUGGAGUUGGUCUGGUCACUUUUACCACGGAUUCCAGCGUCGUAGGAACUGGAUUCGAUUUUGAAUGGGUGUAAAAUACAAAGUUGUUCACAUUGUGUAGACUCAAACUUGAAAAUAAUUAUGUAAAAUGUAUACCCCACUGUACCUAUUUGUGGUCUGAAUAAAAUUUGAUAAUUCCUUAAUACGA
Folsomia candida is the source of this 1717-nucleotide messenger RNA. Its product is annotated as CUB and peptidase domain-containing protein 1. The transcript is spliced from 8 exons. Gene Ontology annotation, biological process: proteolysis. Gene Ontology annotation, molecular function: serine-type endopeptidase activity. The record is from RefSeq and is a predicted model, not a curated record. The coding region runs from base 39 to 1604 and encodes 521 amino acids. NCBI's taxonomy places the organism in Eukaryota, Metazoa, Arthropoda, Collembola, Entomobryomorpha, Isotomidae.